Messenger RNA from Theobroma cacao (cacao), 2792 nucleotides. Its product is annotated as Phox (PX) domain-containing protein. Gene Ontology annotation, biological process: protein transport. Gene Ontology annotation, molecular function: phosphatidylinositol binding. Lineage: Eukaryota; Viridiplantae; Streptophyta; Magnoliopsida; Malvales; Malvaceae. The record is from RefSeq and is a predicted model, not a curated record.
AUUGAAAGAUAGAAAGCUAGGGUCUAAAAUUUCAGUCUGUCCCAAACCCAGAAACAUAAAGCAGAGGAACCCGAGUUCCCUUUGUAGGAACAUACCAAAAAAUGAAUCUUUACGCGCACGAUCUGUCUUUAUUCGAUUUCGCCAACUUCUCUGAUAAUCCAAUCAUCGAUCACCAAUCAUCGUCCGAUUUCUUAAUCAGACCUCACGAUGAUUCUAACGGCCGUGAUUCUGGUGGUGAUGAUGAUGAUGAAAAUAAAAGAGCUUCGAUGGCCAAUCGUAGGAGCCCACCAAGGUACCGCCAUGAUGGGACCUCGCCAUUGCCAUUGGGGAUGGACUGGUCUAUCCCUCCUCGCAAAUGGGAUGGGCGGGACACUGUUUGGCCUCACGACCCUCAUACAGGAUGGAGUUACUGCAUUACAAUUCCUUCUUGGGUUCUUCUACCAAAAUCCCGAGGUUCAGACCCUAUUGUGUUUUUCAGGGUUCAAGUUGGCAUUCAAUCACCAGAAGGCAUCACUACUAGCCGAGAAAUCUUACGAAGAUUUAGUGAUUUCUUGAAGCUACUAUCUGAACUUAAGAAGAUAUUUCCCAAGAAAAGUCUGCCCCCAGCUCCUCCAAAGGGGAUUUUGAGGAUGAAAAGCCGAACACUGUUGGAGGAGAGAAGGUGUUCUUUGGAGGAUUGGAUGGAAAAAGUUUUAUCAGAUAUUGAUAUUUCCCGAAGUGUCUCAGUGGCAACAUUUCUCGAGCUAGAAGCUGCUGCGAGGUCUUCUUUCAACAACAUAAAUCAAUCAAAUGCUGUUUCUUCUGUCAGCGGUGUGGUUCCUUCAUUUCUGUCCAAGACCAACUCAGAUGUUUCCCUGAUUAUUGGUAGUUCAAUUGCAUCUGAUCAUGAUGCUUCUUCUGAGGAUAUGUCUGAGCUUGGAACACCAAGAUACAGAAAAGUUAGUUCUGCUGAUCCUUCCAUGGAACCUUCAACUUCUGAGCCGCAUUUGAUUGAACCCUUGGAAAAAACUAUGAAGUAUGGCAUAUUUAACAAGAACUUUAUUCUGGAAAACCUAGAAAAGUUUUCCAAGCAAAAAAUGCAUUCUGGAAAAGAAAGUGAAAUUGCAGGAGAUAAACUUAGAGGAAAUACAAUUGACACUAGAUUUCUGCCUGGAGAUGGAGCAAAGCAUUUGCCUGAACUAGACUAUAGCAAAAUGGAUGGCCAUGUUCGAAGAUUGUCAACAGAGAGCAUUGGAAGUGACUUAAGUUCUGUGAGAGCUAGUGAAAUAUCGAAUUUAGGAGUAGCUAGUUUGUUUGGUGAUGGGAUACUUAACCUUCCUGAAAAUGCUGAAGCUCCUAGAACAUUGGAUUCUUUCAGCUCAGAUUUACAAUUCCAUAGAGAUUUGCUUGUCCUUUUUCUAUCGGAGGAGCGCCAUAAAUUAAAAAGGGUUCUCAAUACACUGCAGAGGAGACUAGCUACAGCAAAAACAGACAUGGAAGAUCUUAUAUCAAGGUUGAAUCAAGAAGUUGCAGUCAGACAGUUCCUGGAAACAAAGGUCAAGGAUUUGGAAGUGGAACUUGAAACCACUAGAGAUAAUUGUGAUGAAAACAUGCAGCAAGCUGUUUUACUUGAAAGAGAAAGAUUUACUCAAAUGCAGUGGGAUAUGGAGGAACUUCGGAAGCAGUGUUUGGAGAUGGAACUGAAAUUAAAGACUGAACAGGAUGAAAAGGCACGUGUUGAGUCUGCAAAUUUAUUAAUCAUUCAAGAGAGCAAAAUGUUGCUGCAAGAGUUAGAUGUUGCUAGAGAACAGCUUGCAAACUUGCAUAAACAUCAUGAGGAGUUAGAGGUGAAAUCAAAAGCAGAAGUAAAGGUCCUUGUCAAGGAGGUGAAAUCUCUUCGAAGUUCUCAAUCCGAAUUGAAGCAAGAGCUUAGUCGUGUGAUGAAAGAAAAACUAGAAUUGGAGAGGGUUCUGCAGAAGGAAAAGCAAAGGAUGGAGCAUGCCAAUGCUGCAAAUACAAAACUCCUUCACGAAUGUAAUCUUCUUCGUGAUCGGCUUGAAGAAUGUAGUGUUAAUUUCCUUAGCGAGGAGGAGGAUAAAUUAAUUGUUGAUACUUCAUCUCCAUCUGAUGCUCUAGAUCUCUUGACAACAUCGGAUAAUCGAAUUGGUCUCCUUCUUGCUGAGGCACAGCUCCUUGCACAAGAUGUAGAAAAUUCUGUGGCUAGAUUGGAUGAGAGUCACAGCAUGAAAGGCGGUGAUAAAAGAACCGAUGAUGAGUUAAGGAAGAUGGUAACAGAUAUUUUUGUUGAUAAUGCAACAUUAAGGAAGCAGGUGAACUCAGUAAUACGCUGUGCUCUCAACACAUAUGUGAAGUCGGAAGACAAGGAUGAUGAGGAAGAAGAGGCCCCUUUGAGUAAAACUGUUCUGAGCAAGUUCUUGUAAAGAAAAGUUGGGAGAAAGAUGCAUCUGGAAAAGACAGCAACCGAAGGGGUAUUCUGAACUUUCUGGUAGAAUUUCCUUUGAUCAAUGUUACAAAAGAAGAGUGUAGUAGAUAGUGUAAAGUGAAAGAAAACAUGAUUUCUCGGUGUGGGGAAUGGUAGAAGAUGAGAAUUGUGUAGAUAAGUAAGCAGUGAAGCUCGAAAGGUAGAAGUCGAAAUGAUAUACUAAAGCAUUGGGCUGUGAUGCUUUCUGGUAAUAGAAAGGGUGGGUUGUUCGAGGACAAGCCUCGUGUGUUUUCCUUGAUUAGAGAUUCCUAAUUGUCACUGAUUCACAUUUUCAUUUUCAAUUCGAAAGAUUUAUUUCAUUGCUUAUUAA